AUGGUACUAGGCCGGCUGUCGCACCCGCACCCGCACCCGCAUCUCAUGCGUCUGCACGGCUACUGCAGGGAUCGCAUCCAGCCCAUCCAUCUACCCAACAUCUCUCCUCCAACCCCUCUCAAUCCCUCUCGUGCAGAAAGAGGUGAUAGUCCUGCGGCGACUAAAGAGGUGAUCGUGCUGGGCCGGCUGUCGCACCCCCAUCUCGUGCGCCUGCACGGCUACUGCAACUCAACCCACCUCAACCCAUCCCCCUUCACAACCCCUCCCAACCCCGUGCAGAAAGAGGUGAUCGUGCUGGGCCGGCUGUCGCACCCUCAUCUCGUGCGUCUGCACGGCUACUGCAUGGAGCGAGAUGAAGCUCUGCUCGUGUACGAGUUCAUGACUGGAGGCUGCUUGCACCGCGCGCUAUCAGACAGUGCGAGCGGAGAGCUGUUCUUCAGCUGGAACAUGCGACUCAAGGUGGCGGUGCAGGUGGCAGAGGCUCUCGCGUACAUGCACGGACUCAACUUCAUUCACCGGGACCUGAAAGCGGCCAACGUGCUGCUGUCACCGGAGUACGAUGCGAAGCUGACAGACUUUGGCAUGGUGCGCGUGGGGCCGGAGGGACAGCUGGAGUCGAUCGUAUCAACGCGCAUCAUGGGCACUGAGGGGUACAUCGACCCCACCUACAUGGAGACUGGUCACCUGGGUGCCAAGAGUGACGUCUACUCCUUUGGCGUUCUCCUGCUAGAGCUGGUAACCGGCAGGAGAGUGGUGGACGAGGGAAGCAAGAUGGUCACCGAGUGCCGAACUCGCCUCUCCGAUCUCUCACUUAAAGCCGCAGAAUAUGUUGAUCCGCGUCUUGAAAACCAGUACCCGGAGCUGGGCGCCCGAACCUUGGCGACUCUGGCUCGGCACUGCGUGGCAGAGGCUCGGUCGAGCCGGCCGGACAUUGGGAGUGUAUUGGAAAAGCUUAAGUUAUUGGUUAAGGCGUGCGCAAAUGCUGAAGCGAAAGCGGCAGCUAAAGCUGCAGCACUGGAGGCAGGGGAAUCAGGGUCGGCUGAAAGGGGGAAUAUGGAGGUGAAUGGGGGUGAAGAGGGAUCGUCAGCAGCUGUGGCACCAGUACAGGUUCUUGGUUGA
This is a messenger RNA of Closterium sp. Naga37s-1, 1119 nucleotides long. Lineage: Eukaryota; Viridiplantae; Streptophyta; Zygnematophyceae; Desmidiales; Closteriaceae. The record is from the annotation of a GenBank genome assembly.